This is a messenger RNA of Alternaria infectoria, 1218 nucleotides long. RefSeq lists its product as uncharacterized. Lineage: Eukaryota; Fungi; Ascomycota; Dothideomycetes; Pleosporales; Pleosporaceae. The coding region runs from base 1 to 1218 and encodes 405 amino acids. The transcript is spliced from 2 exons. The record is from RefSeq and is a predicted model, not a curated record.
AUGCGCGUGACAGGGUCUAUGGCGAGCAGCGAGCAGCUGUUACCUUCCUCUGCAUCCAACCGGCCCCUCGAUCAACCCUCCUCACACACCCCGACGCUACCGGUGCCACACCUCUUGCCCAAACCGAGAUACCAUGAGAUUUACGACUUCAUCCAGGGACUUCACGACGGCAAAGAAUCGGUCAAGUACGGGGAUCAUAAGUUCGCCGUCGCAGUUCGACGUCGAGACUGGCCUUCACUGGAGAAUGAGCUGUUCGAACCAGGAGUGGAGAGCAAGAACCUGAACCGGGACACUGCUGGUUGGGCAGGCGACAAAGUCUACUACAACUACGAUGACCGCACAAGAUCUCUUACCAUCAAAAUGCGCGGUUACGCGGUUUACGAGUUGGUCAAGGGAAACCUUGGUUCCCGGCUGUGUGAGAAAUUGGACGGUGUGAAGAAAGACGUGGAACUGGGUGUAAGCAUACUUGAUCCAGAUUAUAGAACGCUCGCAUGCUCGAUCCUCAACGAUAUCAACUUUUUCGGCCGGAUUCACACACAUAUUCGCCCUCAGACCCUUCGCACGCCUUGUAUCUCUUUCAACUACGCACACAAGAAUCUUCCAGGAUUCGUCAUUGAGAUUUCGCAUGGUCACAUGGAUCUCAGACGAGCAGCGCAUGAUUAUAUAGCUCGCAGGAAGGUGUUUCGUUUCCGUGUCAAGGACAAGAACCUGGCGGUUAUAGACGCCGGCACUCGUGUCAAGUUCCGAGAUGCUAAUGGUGUCAUCUCGCCAAACGCCAAAAUCCCGUUCUCUGUAGCCGACUUUGUAGCCGAUUCUGCGCAGCCAGAUACAGUCGAUCUUCAUACUCUACAGCUGGACGUUACGCACCAAGAGCUUCACGACAUCUUCUCAGACGCAGAAAAUUGUUCACGCAUCGUAGACGAGUAUAGCGACAAGAUGCGUUCUGAAAGGAGGCUGGAGUAUAAAUCCUCGGAACUGAGCGAUGCGGAUAGUGAUUCCAACACUUCUGAUUCUAAGGAUGUCGGCACCGAUGGGAACAACAAGGACCAGGGCGAUUCUGAUAUCCUCAGCCAUGUCGAUGAGAAUCUCAGCGAGCAUGGCAGCCCCAGCGCCACGAUUGCCACUUCACCGCCCCCUGCACGUGGCUCACCCCCUCUCAAGAAGCGGAGGCGCGAUGGUCCUGGCAACAUACAGAUUGGCGAGAUCAGAAAGAGCUGA